Daucus carota subsp. sativus is the source of this 714-nucleotide messenger RNA. RefSeq names its product protein MNN4. The transcript has a single exon. Lineage: Eukaryota; Viridiplantae; Streptophyta; Magnoliopsida; Apiales; Apiaceae. Bases 1 to 714 code for a protein of 237 amino acids. The record is from RefSeq and is a predicted model, not a curated record.
AUGGCGUCAACAAGGGGAAUUUACUUUUUUUGUUUUCUCAUUUUUCUUCUUUUGGUUCCUGAAUCUUUGUUAGCUAAAUCAUUUGGGAUAAAUCGCAAAGUCAAAGAACAAGCAUUACCUCCUUCAGAACUAGAUGGAAAUAAACAAUUGGAAUCGGAUUCAAGUUCCAAAGAUAAUCAAGUCCCUCAAGGAACUCAAAUUCCUCCAAAUUCAGUCGAAGAUAGUAAUCAUUCGGGAAUCAUGUCUAAAGAUAAGGGAGACUCAAAAGACAGUAAGCAAUUGGGGUCAAGUUUUAAAGAUACAGAGGAUACAAAUGAUAAGAAGAAAUCAGAGUCAAGUUCAAAAGAUGAAGAAGAGAAGGAGAAAAUGGAUAAAACUGAGAAGGAUAAAAAGAAAAAAGAGGAAAAGAAUAAAAAAGAUAGAAAGCAAAAUGAUAAAGAGGAGAAGGAUACGACGCAGAAGAACAAAAAAGAAAAAAGGGAGAAGGAUGAACCAGAGAAAGAAGGUAAUGAUAAAAAGAAUAAAGGGAAUAAGGAGAAAAAGGAUGAGGAAGAGAAUGACAAGAAAGAUAAGGAGAAGAAGGAUAAAAUGGAGAAAGAAGAAAAGGAUAAAAAUGGAAAGGAAGGAAAGGAUAAAGAGGAGCAGGGGAAGAAAGAUAAAGAAGAGAUGGAUAUAGAAAAGAAGGAGAACAACAAAAAUAAGCAAUCAGGAUAG